CCACGGUGCCAUGGCUGGCGCACUCACCCUCAUCCUCUUCUUCCUCCUCUGUGCAGAGGCCGAAGGCUUCUCCCCCUGCCAGGCACCCAGCCUGCAGACCAAGGUGUUCCAGUACCGGCUCUGGGAUGUGAACCAGAAGUCGCUGUACCUGCAGGAUGACCAACUGCUGGCCGGGCAUCUCCAAGGGGCCAACGCCGCCCUGGAAGGUGACAAGGAGACAUGGGGGGGGACAUGGUGGGGGUGGGGGACCCUGACCCUAACCCUGAUGGCCCCCCGGGUAUGUGACCCUCAGAGAAGGUGUUCUGGGUGCCCAACCGGGCCUUCGAGCCCACCCGGCUCCCUGUCAUCCUGGGCAUCCGCAACGGCACCCGCUGCCUUGCCAGCCACCCCAAAACUGGCACCACUCCGGCACUGCAGCUGCAGGCCGUGGACAUCCGGGAGCUGCCCCACACUGGGGAGGCCUCGGCCGCCUUCACCUUCUUCCGCUCCUACAAGGACGGGCUGUGGCGCUUCGAGUCCGCUGCCAACCCUGGCUGGUUCCUCUGCACCUCUGCCCGGGGCCACCAGCCCCUGGCGCUGUCCCGCAGCCACGAUACCACCCACCUGCUCGACUUCUACUUUCAGCUCUGCUGAGCCCCCUCUGGCACAGCCAUGGGGACACUCCCAACUGGGGACAGGGACAUCCUCAGCCUGGAGACAAUGGCACCUCCCCCAGGAUAGCGCCAGCCUCUUGGGGAGGAUGACAUCCCUCCCAGGUUGGUGACAUCCUCACCCCGAGGAUGCUGCCAGCCCCCUGAUGAAGGUGACAUCCCACUGGGGGAAAGUGACAUCCUCACUCCAGGGUAGGUGCCAUCCCCCCAGGAUGGUGCCAUCCCCUUUGGAAGGGUGGCAUCCUCCCCAGGAGAGUGACGUCCUGGGGAUGGUGCCAGCCCCGUGGGGACGGU
Molecule: messenger RNA, 944 nt
Organism: Empidonax traillii (willow flycatcher)
Lineage: Eukaryota; Metazoa; Chordata; Aves; Passeriformes; Tyrannidae
Product: interleukin-1 family member 10-like
Exons: 3
Coding region: 11-763 (250 amino acids)
Biological process (GO): cytokine-mediated signaling pathway; cellular response to lipopolysaccharide; inflammatory response to antigenic stimulus
Molecular function (GO): interleukin-1 receptor binding; cytokine activity
Source: RefSeq, a predicted model, not a curated record